Molecule: messenger RNA, 300 nt
Organism: Metarhizium robertsii ARSEF 23
Lineage: Eukaryota; Fungi; Ascomycota; Sordariomycetes; Hypocreales; Clavicipitaceae
Product: protein kinase
Exons: 1
Coding region: 1-300 (99 amino acids)
Source: RefSeq, a predicted model, not a curated record
AUGAAGCUGCACAUUGUUGCUCUGGUCGGCGCCGCCGUCGGCCUGCCCCUGGAUGCCGCCAACGGAGACGGCUCCGGCGAAGACUGCUACCCCGUCGACUACACGCCGCGGUGCGCGCCGGGAAAGCUGUGCUCGCAGGUGGCCGUGCCCGGCGUCGCGUGCCCGUGGACGUGUGGCGCGCCGCUGCCCGAUGCGUGCGAGGAGCGCUGCAAGCCGUGCCGGGAGGAGGUGUGUCCGACGGCUUGUGUCUGCGAGGGGGUUUGUCCCGUGGGCAGUGGUGGGACGGGCGCGUCGGCGUGA